UCUACGCAAAUUGGGGUAGGCUUCUUCAAAGCCCAGCUGCCUAUCAAAAACCCUACUAGCCCAUCAAUCAAUUUCAGGCUUGCUUGCCUAGACUUCCCCAACCAGAAGCCCAGUCUAUUACGCAGGCUUAGCUUAGCUUAUCCGUGAACCUCCCUUGUUGGGUUCUUCACCUGUGUUGUUGCCUUCUUCUUCAGUUGAAUCAGUUGUUUGUUCUUUCAGUGACAGCCUCACAUUCCCACUUAUUUUCCCAGUUUGGCAGUUUCAACCCAAUCUUUCAGCCUUGAAUUGCUUCCAAAGGGCCAAAAGGAAUCAUUUGUGGAGCCCCCUUCAGUGGAAGAUCAAGUCCAAGAGAGAGAGAGAGAGAGAGAGAGAGAGAAAGAGUCCAGCAUCAAUGAAGGCUGUAGUGAUAACCACUCCAGGUGGACCGGAGGUCCUCCAACGACAAGAAGUUGAAGACCCAGAACUCAAAGGCGAUGAGGUCCUAAUAAAAGUUGAGGCCACGGCGCUGAACCGAGCCGACAUUCUUCAGAGGAAGGGCAUGUACCCACCACCCCCAGGUUCCAGCCCAUACCUGGGUCUUGAAUGUUCUGGAACCAUUGAGGCCGUUGGGAAGCAAGUGUCAUACUGGCAAGUCGGUGACAAGGUGUGUGCUCUUCUUAGCGGAGGAGGGUAUGCUGAGAAGGUGGCAGUUCCAGCUGGACAAGUCCUUCUUGCUCCACCUGGUGUUUCUUUGCAGGAUGCUGCUAGUUUUCCCGAGGUUUCAUGCACUGUUUGGUCGACUGUGUUUAUGAUGAGUAGGCUAUCUGCUGGCGAAACAUUUUUGGUUCAUGGGGGCUCCAGUGGAAUUGGUACAUUUGCAAUUCAGAUAGCUAAAUACUGGGGAGCAAAGGUGUUUGUCACAGCAGGAAGUAAGGAAAAGUUGGCUUUUUGCAAGAAUCUUGGAGCUGAUUUAUGCAUCAAUUACAAGACGGAGGAUUUUGUUGAGCGGGUAAAGGAAGAAACGGGUGGCAAGGGUGUUGAUGUUAUCUUGGAUAUCAUAGGGGCAGAGUACUUUCGGCAGAACCUUGACAGCUUAAGUUUUGAUGGGAGGCUUUUUGUUAUUGGGACGAUGGGUGGUGCUGUUACAGAAAUAGAUCUUCGUAUUGUGCUUUCGAAGCGCCUUACCAUCCAAGCUGCCGGCUUGCGAUACAGAAGUCCAGAAAACAAAGCAGCGAUUGUUAGGGAGGUGGAAAACAAUGUGUGGCCUGCAAUUGUGGCUGGCAAGGUGAAACCUGUGGUCUACAAGUAUUUUCCAUUAUCUAAAGCAGCAGAGGCUCACCGGCUCAUGGAAAGCAGCAAGCACAUUGGAAAGAUUCUGCUUCUUCCCUGAUGAUAUGAAUGUUAAGUAUUUUGAACUCAAAUAAACAACAUGGUUCAGAGUCUUCAGACCUUGUGAGCAGCUGGGGUCUAUCGUCUAGGAUAAUGUUUAAUUUGCAUAGCUUAAGUUGUUUAAUACUCUUGUAUUAUGAGAAUUAAAUCAAGGUUAACGGAUAAAUUUCGGGAUAUUUUUAGGUUUGGUUUUAA
This is a messenger RNA of Prunus dulcis (almond), 1563 nucleotides long. RefSeq names its product quinone oxidoreductase PIG3-like. The transcript is spliced from 2 exons. Bases 392 to 1369 code for a protein of 325 amino acids. Lineage: Eukaryota; Viridiplantae; Streptophyta; Magnoliopsida; Rosales; Rosaceae. The record is from RefSeq and is a predicted model, not a curated record. Gene Ontology annotation, molecular function: oxidoreductase activity.